Messenger RNA from Impatiens glandulifera, 1119 nucleotides. RefSeq names its product reticulon-like protein B8. Lineage: Eukaryota; Viridiplantae; Streptophyta; Magnoliopsida; Ericales; Balsaminaceae. The record is from RefSeq and is a predicted model, not a curated record. The transcript is spliced from 6 exons. Bases 120 to 869 code for a protein of 249 amino acids.
CUAACUCCUAACUGUACUUAUAUGAAACAAUGUAUGAUUAUUCAUUCAGUCGGUUCUCAUUUCUUUCUCACAAGAAGACUCUUUUUCAUUCCAUUCGAUUCGAUUACAGUUAAAGUAAGAUGCCCGAGAGAAUAACAGCAGAAGGUAUUAUGGAGAACAUCAUGGAAAAAUUUGCAGACAAUGUUCCAAAACACAAAUCCGUUUCAUUCUUUGAUGAAGACAAAUCAAGUUCUGUUAGUACCCAUCUCAAUAAACUGUUUGGACGCCAGAAAUCAAUGCACAAAAUUUUUGGGGGUGGAAAAUCUGCUGAUGUGCUUUUGUGGAGGAAUAAGAAGAUCUCUUUUGGGGUGUUGGCCAGUGCUACAGUAAUCUGGAUUCUCUUUGAAUGGCUAAACUACAAUUUUAUGUCUCUUGCCUGCUUUGGCUUGGGACUUGGCAUGCUUGCACAAUUUGUAUGGGCAAAUGCUUCUGGUUUAAUGAGCAGGUCUCGAUCUAGUGUUUCUCGUGUUGCUCUACCCGAAGAGCUAUUUGUCAAUAUUGCCAAAUCAGUUGGUGCUGAAGUCAACAAGGGUCUUGCAUUUCUUCAGGAUGUUGCAAUCAGAGGAAACACAAAAUUGUUUCUUGGUGUUGUAGCGAGUUUGUGGAUUGCUGCUAUUAUCAGCAGCUGGUGCAACUUCUUGACUCUCCUGUAUAUUGGUUUUGUUGGGGCACAUACAUUGCCAGUUGUGUACGAGAAGAAUGACGAUAAGGUGGAUGCAUUUGUGUACAAAGCAUUGGACCAGCUUCGCAAUAACUACAAGAAGCUGGAUUCCAGUGUUCUUAGUAGAAUCCCAAAAGGAAGACAGUUUAAGGGGAAAAAGCUUGAAUAGCUCGAUACUAACUACUUCUACAUAAUGUGUAUGAUCCUCUUGAUUGUGUUUGUGUAGUAGAGAAGCUUGGUAUCGACAUCUCUGACAUACUGUUAUGUAGAAAUAUUGCGUGGUAACGAUCUUUUCACGCAGUGGAGUUAGACAAUUGUACUAUGUUUAUGAUGUCAGCUCAACCUAGAAUUUCUUGAGCAUUCAAAUAAUGAUGUGUAUGAUGUAGAGGGAUGGUGUUCAUUAGGUUAUUAAAGGCUGU